Messenger RNA from Cynara cardunculus var. scolymus (artichoke), 1110 nucleotides. RefSeq names its product phosphoinositide phosphatase SAC2-like. The coding region runs from base 1 to 1110 and encodes 369 amino acids. Lineage: Eukaryota; Viridiplantae; Streptophyta; Magnoliopsida; Asterales; Asteraceae. The record is from RefSeq and is a predicted model, not a curated record. Gene Ontology annotation, molecular function: phosphatidylinositol-3,5-bisphosphate 5-phosphatase activity. Gene Ontology annotation, cellular component: intracellular membrane-bounded organelle. Gene Ontology annotation, biological process: phosphatidylinositol dephosphorylation. The transcript has 7 exons.
AUGGCCAACAAUGGUUAUAAAGGUGGUAGAAGAGACUGUUGUAGUGAAGGAAGAGGUGGGCAACGAUGCAUGUCGGUGGCCACUGGCGGUGGUAGUGGCGGCGAUGGAGGAUUUAACCUAAUAUGUGUUCAUAGUUUAGAGAGAAAUCCAAAAGGGGAAAAUGAUUUACCUGUUGACAGGCGACAGAGACGAAGGCGACUGUUGACGAAGGCCGACGAAGACGAAGGGCCACGGCGGUGGCAACGGAAACGAAGGGCGACGGCGACGGUGAGCAACGGAGACGAAGGCGACGGCGGUGGCAACGGAGACGAAGGGCGACGGGAUGAUAUUGGUGGCCAUUGCUGUUUCCAGACCGAAAACAAUGAUGCUGACAGCUUUAAGAMUGUAAUUAGCCAUGGUAGCAGUGGAGUGAGUGGGGAUUUUAGUUUCAAGCCUUCUAAAUUUCAGACAGGGGUCCUAAGAACGAACUGUAUAGAUUGCUUGGAUCGGACAAAUGUUGCUCAAUAUGCAUAUGAUGAUUUGAUGAGGAUUUAUGAAAAAAUGGGUGACACUCUAGCACUACAAUAUGGUGGUUCUGCAGCACACAAUAAGAUAUUUUGUCAGAGAAGAGGUCAAUGGAAGGCAGCAACUCAGUCCCAGGAAUUCUUUAGAGCUCUACAGCGUUACUACAGUAAUGCAUACAUGGAUGCCGAAAAGCAGGAUGCCAUUAAUGUGUUCCUGGGUCACUAUCAGCCAGAAAUCGGCAAACCUGCACUGUGGGAAUUGGAUUCAGAUCAGCAUUACGAUGUUGGGAGCCGAGGCUCUAACUUUUUCAUGGAAAAAGCCAGGCUUAUUAAAAGAUCAUUGUCAGUCGGCAACAUGCUCUUUGAUGACAACAAUCUCUGUGACGRAAGUUCUACUAUUGGAAUUGCUCAAAAGGAUGAAGAAUCGGAGCAGCAGCCAUAUCCUGACAAGGCACAAAGCAAUACCAAAGCUCUAUCAGAAUCCUCACCUGAGAUCUCUUGUGAAAGUGAUUCAUCUUAUCCAAGGUUUGAUCUGAUAACUGCACAGUCUGUCACCUUUAGAUUGAUCAUUGUAUUCAGAUCUUUUAUUUCUUUACCACUGAGUUAA